CUUUUUGGAUCUAAAUUAUUUAAAUUGUAUAAGUAUUAAACUUCUAUACCCUUUGGAGAAAUAAAAUGAAAUUGCUUAAGUCGUUGAGUUUGCUUCCACGAUGUGUUUCGCCGUUGCAAAAAUGUUAUUCGACCGAUUUGAUCAGCUUGGUAGGAAUUCCCAGGGUUAAGAUAGCAAAAGGUGAGAAUCGUUAUUUGUUAGUGAUGAUCCAUACCCAUGGAUUCACUAAUUUUGGAAGGGUUAUCGUCCGAGGAGCUAAUGUCGACAAUCACUUGGAAAUUUUUGAUUCAAUAUUGGAGGAGAUGGAACCACAGGGAAUAUGUUCAAAAUGCCUUGGAGGAGGAAGGAUUCUUAACGAAGAUGACAAAAAGAAGAUCAAGAUAUAUGGCACAUCUAGAACAUUUGGUGGUGCUGAUCACAAACGGACUAGAAAUAUACUGCAAUCGUGGACGACAUACAAGGAUUUCAAGAUCUCCGUUAAGAAAUAACGUUGCAUUGGAAAUGUUAAUUUAAUUAAAAUGAAAAUUGCACAGGAAAAAUUAA
Drosophila rhopaloa is the source of this 543-nucleotide messenger RNA. RefSeq names its product sex-regulated protein janus-B. Gene Ontology annotation, biological process: peptidyl-histidine dephosphorylation. Gene Ontology annotation, molecular function: protein histidine phosphatase activity. The transcript is spliced from 4 exons. The record is from RefSeq and is a predicted model, not a curated record. Gene Ontology annotation, cellular component: cytosol. NCBI's taxonomy places the organism in Eukaryota, Metazoa, Arthropoda, Insecta, Diptera, Drosophilidae. Bases 66 to 488 code for a protein of 140 amino acids.